Homarus americanus (American lobster) is the source of this 5606-nucleotide messenger RNA. RefSeq names its product guanylate cyclase 32E-like. NCBI's taxonomy places the organism in Eukaryota, Metazoa, Arthropoda, Malacostraca, Decapoda, Nephropidae. Gene Ontology annotation, biological process: protein phosphorylation; intracellular signal transduction; cGMP biosynthetic process. The record is from RefSeq and is a predicted model, not a curated record. Gene Ontology annotation, molecular function: peptide receptor activity; ATP binding; protein kinase activity. Gene Ontology annotation, cellular component: membrane.
AUGGUGACGAGGCUGGCGACGUGGGCGGCGGUGCUGCUCCUCUACCACCACGCCCACGCCCACACCUUUACCCUGGGUUACCUUACAGGCUCCGAGAGGCUACCAGAAGACCAGGAGUACAAAAGACCUGGUCUCAUUAUCUCCGGCGCCAUUACCCUCGCUGUGGGGGAGGUCAACUCAGCCUUUCCUCUGGUAGACGGACACAUCCUUAACUUCACGGUGGCGGAGACCUACGGGCAGGAGGAGAUGAGUAUCCUACAGACGGCCCAACUGUGGAUCUCCAACAUCUCCGCUUACAUCGGUCCCCAGGAGACCUGUGUUCACGAGGCACGAAUGGCGGCGGCGUUCAAUCUCCCUAUGAUCUCCUAUUUCUGCACUCACCCUGAGACCUCAGAUAAGGACAACUUCCCAACCUUCGCCAGGACGAGGCCGCCUGACACACAGAUUAGCAAGUCCGUUACCUCCAUCCUAAAGAGGUUCAACUGGAGGAAGGUAACCUUCUUCUACAAUAACUCACCAGACGAGAACUUCAGCCGAGUGGCCAGAACUAUCGUGAGGACAUUACCCAGCCAUAACAUCACUCUUCUGGCCACACGGAGCUGGGCCGCCACCUACCAUCACGGCUAUGACAACAACCCCUUCGUCAGCAUGAUUCAGGAGACCUACAUGGAUUGCCGAAUUUACGUCGUGCUGGGUCACUACUAUGAGUUCCUGGGCCUCAUGACCAUAAUGGAGGAGAGAGGAUUGUUUAAAAACGGGGAGUACUUCGUGGUGGGGGUAAGCUUGAGCGAAUACGACAGGAACAAGCCAGACAAGUACCUGAGGGACCUACUGAAUGAGCACACCAAUUCCACCGUCCAGGCUGCUUUCCAGAACUUCCUAGGUGUCGUACCAUCGCCAGCGCCGACGUUUGAACGCUUCGCCGAGAACGUGAACGCCUACCUAGAGAGACCUCCCUUCAACCACCCCAACGCCCUUCAGCAGAUAGGAGGCAUGAAGAACAUCCGUGCCGAGGCUGCCUACCUGUACGAUGCUGUUCAUGUCUACGCCCGCGCCCUCAACGAGACCCUGAAGGUGGGCGGCGACCCUCAUGAUGGCCGGGCACUCAUCGCCUCCAUUCUGGGCACCACCUACCGCAGUGCCAUGGGAUAUAUGGUGCGUAUGGACGAACGGGGUGACGCAGAAGGCAACUAUACCUUGAUCGGGCGGCAGGAACACCACUCUAUGACGGAGGAGUUUGGCCUGUACCCUGUUGGAGGCUUCCGGUACACUGAGAACGACUACAAGGGCCUCCCGGAGCUACACUUACUCAGCCAAAUACCCUGGAAGACAGGAUCGCCGCCCAUCGACGAGCCUCCGUGUGGGUACAGGGGCCAGCAGUGUCAGUCUCAGAUGGGGGAGAUCAUAGCGGGCGUGACGGGGGGCGUGGUGCUCCUGCUGUUGGUCGUGUCCCUGGUGGCCUACAGGAACUGGCGGUAUGAACAGGAACUGGACAGCCUCUUGUGGAAGAUCGAUUAUAAGGAUAUUAAUGUCAACGAAUGGACUCCGAACCACAUCCCAGCCCCGAAUAAGCUGUCCAGGGGGCUCUACUCCACCGUCAGGACGAGUCAACUCUCCCUCAGCAGUAAUCCUGAUAUGGACUUCCGCUACGCCAGUGCCUACACUCAGCUUGGCAUGUACCGGGGGCGUGUGGUGGCAGUAAAGCAGAUCUCCAGCAAGCCUGUCGACGUCACCCGUAGGAUCAAAAAGGAGCUGAAAACGAUUCGGGACCUACGCCACGAUAACUUGCUCGGGUUCAUUGGCGCGUGUGUCGACCCCCCUAACGUGUGUAUAGUGACGGAGUACUGCUCUCGGGGGUCCCUCAAGGACAUAUUGGAAAACGAAGAUGUCAAGCUGGAUAAUAUGUUCAUUGCUUCGUUAAUUGGCGAUAUUGUCCAGGGCAUGGUCUACCUUCAUGACUCAGCGGUCAAGUCUCACGGUAACCUUAAGUCUUCCAACUGCCUGGUGGACUCUCGCUGGGUCGUCAAGAUACAGUUCGGACUCCAUGAACUCAAGUCCGGUACAGAGAGUACAUCUGUAACCGACGCCGGAGAAACCCAGAGAAAGUGUACAGAGCUGCUGUACAGAGCGCCAGAGCUGCUAAGGGACUCCUCCUCGCCUCCUGGAGGGACCCAGAAGGCGGACGUGUACUCCUUCGCCAUCGUCCUAUACGAGGUACACGGGCGCCACGGACCCUGGGGCACCACUGAGCAGAGUCCUGUGUCUAUCAUUCGUCAGGUGAUGGAUGGACCUCACCCAGGCUCACCCCCCUUCAGGCCAGCGCUGGGUACCCUGGAGACGUGCCUGGACUGUGUAAGGGUGGUGCUGGCAGAGUGUUGGUCUGAGAACCCUGAGGAACGCCCCGAUUUCAGGUCCAUACGCACGAAACUUCGACCAAUGCGUAAAGGGAUGAAGCCCAACAUUUUCGACAACAUGUUGGCGAUGAUGGAGAAAUACGCCAACAAUCUCGAGGCGUUGGUGGAUGAGAGAACCGACCAGUUAAUUGAGGAGAAGAAGAAAACAGAGGCCCUCCUGUACGAGAUGCUGCCGAGAUACGUGGCGGAGCAGCUCAAGCGAGGACAUAAAGUUGAAGCUGAGAACUUUGACUGUGUGACCAUUUACUUCAGUGAUAUUGUUGGCUUUACUGAAAUGUCUGCUGAGUCGACGCCCUUCCAGGUCGUGGACUUCCUCAACGACCUGUACACCUGUUUCGACUCCAUCAUCGGUAAUUAUGACGUCUACAAGGUGGAGACCAUUGGUGACGCCUACAUGGUGGUGAGCGGACUGCCCAUCAGGAACGAGGACCAGCACGCGGGAGAGGUUGCUUCCAUGUCUCUUCAUCUCCUGGACGCCAUCAGGAGGUUUAAGAUCCGACACAGGCCGAGUGAUACUCUCAAACUGCGCAUCGGUCUCCAUUCUGGCCCGGUGUGUGCUGGCGUGGUUGGUCUCAAGAUGCCUCGCUAUUGUCUCUUCGGCGAUACUGUCAACACUGCCUCGCGUAUGGAGUCGACUGGCCAAGCUCUAAGGAUCCAUUGUUCCUGUACGUGUCGGGAUAUCUUGGCGAAAGUGGGCGGUUACGUGCUAGAGGAACGAGGUCAGGUCAAGGUCAAAGGCAAGGGUGAAAUGACCACUUACUGGCUUGCGGGUGAGGACCCAGAGCGUAAGCGUCGUCGCGAGCGGUCCCGCCGUCAGCGAGGGCUACAGGGGUUGACGCUGGCCAAAAACGGGUGUGUGGGAGGCUUGCGAGGCUCCCUAAGGUGUGGCCGAGGCAAGACUUCUCCUCUCCCUCGAACUCUCAGCCUAGAGUCUCCCAAACGCCUCAGGUUCUUCAUGUCUGAAGAGCUGACGACCCGGAAACUGAGCGAGGAGGUGCCGCCAGAGGGGUCACCUCCUCUCCCAGCCUCGCCUGCCUCCGACGAUUGUACGGUGCGGCGCGUAACCCUCGAGGUCAAAAGAAACUCCUGUCCCUGCAUCAAGGAGCACCGCGAGCAGACACGGGCGGGGCGGACCCAGGCCCAGAUGGCACCCCCUGGUAACAGCAGCCCACAUCUGUCUACCCUGGAGUUGGUCACAUCUCCUGUGUCGUCAGUCGCUGGCUCUGGAGACGACGAGACGUUGGCAGCCAGCUGUAAGACUUCCGUUAGCGAGGUGGGUGGAUCGCGGCCCUCCAGUUUUGUAGAGAGCACGGGGGACCCCGCACCGCCCACCCCAAGUGAUCUUCCACCCAACCUCACACGUGACAUGGCGCUGCGCUCUACCACGUCACUUCAAGCGCACCAGGAUGUGGCUCACAAAAACACCUCCGACUUAGAAUUGACGUUAACAGUACCUGUCGUCCCCAGCAGUAUGGGCGGCAGACCCAGCAGUGUUAAUAGUAGUGGUCCCGGGGGUGUGGCGAAGGGACGCUACUCCCUGUCUAGUGGUGGUAAUGGCAGAUGGCGCUCACACAGCUUGGUCUCGCACACUGGCCGACGGGGCAGUGCGGCAGACAGUGACUCCUUAAUGGCUGGGAUAUCGUCGGCAGCAGCGGAGGGGAACGAAGGGAGGGCAGCCCGGCUGCGUUAUUGUAGUAAACAGGACAUUUGCUCGUCCUCAGCUGAGUGUGAGGAGUCCGCCCCUCUCCUGGCCAGUGUCGUCAACUAUAGAGUUAUAAAUGAGGUGCACAAGCUUCCUGAGAGAGAAACUCCAGUGUGAUGGUAAUGAGCCCACAGUCUCGAAUUGGUUAAGGGAGGGUGUGUCGUGAAGGACGGUGUGUGGCAAGACAAGGUAAACCAUUCUUGUAAAUAAAAGUGUCUGGACAAAGAAACACAAAACAAUUGUGUUAUGGGGUUCAUGACGUUCCAUGGACGUGAAUACUGUAUAAGAAAAGGGGAGUAAAACUAAGCUGGUGGGUCAUUGGAGAUGUUAGAACAAAAUCUCACAAGACCAGUGAACCAGUUAGUGCUCCUGGCCGACAACACUGAUACCCUUCUAAAGCCAGCAGACUGGAGGCAGCCACAAGACUGUAUACAAUAGUCUGUCCCUGGCAUUCUCCGUGUUAUCUUCAGUGAUACACACAGAUAAAAAAUUAUAAGACUAUUUCAAAGUUGUGUCGUACUUGGGUAUUCACAUGGCGGUCUAUUCAGGCACAGAACGUUUAGUGUGUGUGUGUGUGUGUGUGUGUGUGUGUGUGCGUGUGCUAGUCCUACACAUCUUCACAGAAAACAAUCAAUCUUAACUUGUGAAAUAAAAUGGAAGCCAACAAAUUAAGAAUAACUUAACCCGAGUCAGACACAAUAUAGCGCUUCGUGUUCACUUACCUUCCGCCGGUAUUAGUUGAUGUGAAAAACCUAAUAUUCUUUAUGUGUGAUAAUUCUGGUGCUUCCCGGUGAGGCAGUUUUGUUGGUUUCUGUGACGAAGGAAACAUAUAGUAGCCGAAGUUGUUUAUCAAAGUGAGGUGAUCCCGAGUCUCUUAUUCAAGGCAUGAGGUGACUUCAAGCACACACACUCACGAAACAUCUUCACAGUGUUGUAUAAUCGAAUCAGAAAGUAAACAUCCCAUCACUGACACCAUCAUUAGUACCAUAACAUUCGCCCUUCUAAACUAAUAUCUGUAAUUUCAAUUGGCAUUACAAUAUGAACAUUUGACAUAAAACAUAAAAAAUAAUUCAUUGUUAAUUUCGGAUUGGUUGGCAACCUUUGCAACAACAACAACAGAUACGCUUAGAUCAUUAACAAACACUACUAGGAUUUCCAUGGGUGAAAUACUGAGACGUGAGGAUGAAUUGAUACUGAUGUUAUAAUAAUGACUUGUCUGGUGCGUCGCUGAACAGGAUUAAUGGUGAAUGUUGAGGCAGACUGUGGCGCCCUCGUAGACCUGAACACGACAUAUACUGUCCACCAUUACCUGGCUGUAUCCAUCGUCCUGGGUCCCAUCCGUCGUCCUGGGUCUCAUACGUCGUCCUGGGUCUCAUACGUCGUCCUGGGUCCCAUACGUCGUCCUGGGUCCCAUACGUCGUCCUGGGUCCCAUACGUCGUCCUGGGUCCCAUACGUCGUCCUGGGUCCCAUUCGUCGUCCUGGGUCCCAU